UAACAAUGCAUUCUGGGAAUGCGAUUAGCGGAAUCACAAAAACACAAGAUGAAAAUAAAUAAUGUACCACAGAUAUUUUCAAACGUUACGUGCUGUUCGGUUUCCUAUUGAAAUCCCGUGAAAAUCUGACUGUUAAAAUAUAUUGUAAAAUUAAUUAUAAAAUACCGUUACUUACCGUUAUCAGUGUGUUUGCAGUUGAAAAAUCGUACACUCAACGGCAAGGAAGAAUUCUGAAGUAUGGUGUAAACAAAUCCGAAUUAAGUUUGUUACAAUUGACAUACAUAUAUAAUUAAUCGUAUGGUAGUAAAGUAAUGGUUACUCAGUGAAUACGCGUUAUCUUUUUCUCAAUGUUUUGCAGAAAGUAUUAUAACCUAUACAGGUAUCAACGAUCUAUUGUUAAUGUUGUACAGUGUUAAUUAAUUACAUAGUUUUAUGGUGAAGUCUUGUGAUAUGUUCUUUAUACAUGAUCACGACAGUGUGAUGCGAAACGUGUCGGUAAAACUCAAUUGUAUUACAUAGAAUCACGAGGAAACAUACUUUAAUGUGUCACCAUGACGCGCAAGUGUGUUAUGUGUAAGGAAACCAAUUACAGGAACAGUUACAGCUUUUUCUCUGCGCCCAAAGAUCCAGAAACGCGACAGAAAUGGCAAGACGCGAUUGCAAUUGAAAAUUAUGCUGUCACAGAUGACACGUAUGUUUGCAGCAAACAUUUUCAUAGGGAUGAUAUCAUUACGCAUUGGGCUAGUGGAGUACCACCCUAUGUUAUAACAAUUAAAUACAAAAAGUGUAGAUUAAGACCAGGAGCAGUACCUGGGAGAAACUAUCAUGAUGAAAACGAGGAUAUAAAUCCAGAACAUUCUGAUAACUCGGAUGAUAAUUAUUCACCAUUUAAAUUGAAAAAGAUGGAUACAGCAGAAGAGACAAAAAAGGAUCCUGUUAUAUCUAAGGCUGAUGAAAAAUUAGAAAUAAAUUGUUACGAAAAGCAUAGAGUUAUACCGUUGCAUUAUAAAUACAGUAGAGAAUUUCAUGAUCACAACUACAUGCCAAAUGCAAAAUCAACUACGGUAGAAGCAUUACAGGACGACUCGGAUACAGAUGACGAAUCCAACAAAGAAUCUGUGGAAAUGAAUUUUAAACAGGUAAAGAGAAACAACACGAUACACCGUGACAAAAACACUGAAACUUUUGUGGAUGUAAAUGCAAUAGAAAAUCCGACUUUUAAUAACGAGGGGGCAGGCGAACAACAAAUCUGUGCAGAAGAUUCGCAUGAAAAUGCAUCCAACAAAGUAUCAGAAUUUUCUUCGAAGGUUUCCGACCCUCUUGAAGGAACUGAAAUGUUGGUACAGUUUUGGGAACAUAAAAUAGUAAAGGAAGAACCGCCAGACAAUAAUUACAGCAGGAAUGAAAAUUUGCCUGUAGAAAAUCAAAUAAGUAAUAAUCACGAUCAAUUAGAGGCAUGCUCCACUGCGAACAAUGAUAUUGAAGAGAAUGAAAUGUUGUUUGAAGAUUUACUCGAAAUAUGUACAGAAGUACUAUUACCUCGUGGCUGGUCUUGUUUGGUAACAUCAACAGGCCAUGCCACAACGAUAGUGUACAUGUAUAUGGCAAUUACGAAAAAUGGUAUGCCUUUUACAGAGAAACAAGUGUUUAUAAAGAGCGACAUGACAUUACAUUGCGUCGCUGUAAAUAGAGAAAUUAAUCCCCUCGCUAAUAAUCUCAUAAAAGAAGGGAAACAUUUACGAGUACAAAAUUUAUUAGAUAUAGAAGAACUUAUCGAAGAAUUUGAUCAGAGAAUGAUUUGUCAAGGUAUAUACAAUACUGAAAGUUUUCAAGAAGUUACCGACAUUAAAGUAGCCUACAAAGACGGUGUAAAAUGGAGACACAUAUUAUGUCCAUUGAUAAUGAAUAAUGGUUCGUUACGAUGUACAAGAUGUAUCAAUCUGUCUCAUAGACUGCAACGCAGAUCAAAAAUACGGCAUCCCCUAUCAUACAAUCUUUCUAUAUUCGCAAAAAACGAACAAAGAUUACACAAACUUCGACAAAAGUACAAACGUACAAAAAAACAGGCACGCAAACAUGAGUUUAUAAAAGUAUCUGAGAAAUAAAUCUCAAAUGAUAUUUGAUUGUUGAAUACAUUCUCUCUUUUGCACUUGUUCGAUGAAUAGGGUGAAUUAUUUUCCAGACUACUAAUUGUUUCAGUGACGAAAUAAAAAUACAGACUGUACAUAAAAAAAUCUCUUUAGUUUGAAUAACUUACAUUCCUCUAUUCGAUAUACAUUUUCGUUUGGGUUGCCCAAAUAUAAAAACGAUGUUCCGUUGUAUUGUUAAUUUUAUGUCAAAUUAUUUCAGAAAAAAAGAAACAAAAUAUUCUACCUACGCUUCCAAAAUUGUCGUGUUGUCAUUUUUUUGUUACUAUAUUUCUUCCAACUAUCA
Molecule: messenger RNA, 2433 nt
Organism: Megalopta genalis
Lineage: Eukaryota; Metazoa; Arthropoda; Insecta; Hymenoptera; Halictidae
Molecular function (GO): sequence-specific DNA binding
Source: RefSeq, a predicted model, not a curated record